This is a messenger RNA of Phacochoerus africanus (Common warthog), 2648 nucleotides long. It is a transcript of the gene PGM1, whose product is annotated as phosphoglucomutase 1. The coding region runs from base 315 to 2057 and encodes 580 amino acids. The record is from RefSeq and is a predicted model, not a curated record. Lineage: Eukaryota; Metazoa; Chordata; Mammalia; Artiodactyla; Suidae. Gene Ontology annotation, biological process: carbohydrate metabolic process. Gene Ontology annotation, cellular component: cytosol. The transcript has 11 exons. Gene Ontology annotation, molecular function: magnesium ion binding; phosphoglucomutase activity.
CCCUAACGGGGAAAUGAGGCAAAAAUAAUUGAAGGGUAUUUGGCUGGCUUAUGUGGGCAGAGUGUCCUCAUCAAAACAACUUUGGAGAUCUGCUCUGGGUGUGGGUGUGGGCGAGUGGGUGGCCAUUAGCUUUUUCACAAGGGACGCUGACAGCAGGAAUGAACCCUGCUUCCUCCUUGAGAAUGAGCAUCCAGGCAAGACCUCUGUUUUAGUGACGCAGGCAACACUGUGGCUGCUUCAGGUCGGACAGACUCUUUGGGGGGACCUUUGACUGCUUCCUGGACCUUCACGGAGCCAAAUGGUGGGAAUGAAAGAUGAGUGACUUUGAUGAAUGGAUUUCUGGGAAAUACAGAAAAAUGGAAGAAGGUCCUCUACCUCUGUUGACUUUUACUACAGCUCCCUACUACGACCAGAAACCAGGAACUAGUGGAUUGCGGAAGAAAACCUAUUUUUUUGAGGCCAAGCCCUGCUAUCUGGAGAAUUUCAUCCAGAGUAUAUUCUUUUCCAUAGACCUAAAAGAUCGCCAGGGAUCCUCACUGGUAGUUGGUGGAGACGGGCGGUAUUUUAAUAAAUCGGCAAUAGAAACAAUAGUCCAGAUGGCAGCCGCCAAUGGGAUCGGUCGCUUGGUUAUUGGACAGAAUGGAAUCCUCUCCACCCCUGCUGUAUCCUGCAUCAUUAGAAAGAUCAAAGCCAUUGGUGGGAUCAUCCUGACAGCCAGCCACAACCCAGGAGGACCCAAUGGAGAUUUUGGAAUCAAAUUCAAUAUUUCCAAUGGAGGUCCUGCCCCGGAAGCAAUAACGGAUAAGAUUUUCCAAAUCAGCAAGACAAUUGAAGAAUACGCAAUUUGCCCUGACCUGAAAGUAGACCUCGGGGUUCUGGGAAAGCAGCAGUUUGACCUAGAAAACAAGUUCAAACCCUUCACAGUGGAAAUUGUGGACUCGGUGGAAGCCUAUGCUACCAUGCUGAGAAACAUCUUUGACUUCAAUGCACUGAAAGAACUGCUUUCUGGUCCAAACCGACUGAAGAUCCGUAUAGACGCCAUGCACGGAGUCGUGGGGCCGUACGUGAAGAAGAUCCUGUGUGAGGAGCUGGGAGCCCCCGCAAACUCGGCGGUGAACUGCGUUCCUCUGGAGGACUUUGGGGGCCACCACCCUGACCCCAACCUCACCUACGCUGCUGACCUGGUGGAGACGAUGAAGACAGGAGAGCAUGAUUUUGGGGCUGCCUUUGAUGGAGAUGGGGAUCGAAACAUGAUUCUGGGCAAGCAUGGGUUCUUUGUGAACCCUUCAGACUCCGUGGCUGUCAUCGCUGCCAACAUCUUCAGCAUUCCGUAUUUCCAGCAAACUGGGGUCCGCGGCUUUGCACGCAGCAUGCCCACCAGUGGUGCCCUGGACCGGGUGGCUAAUGCUACAAAGAUUGCUUUGUACGAGACCCCAACUGGUUGGAAGUUUUUUGGGAAUCUGAUGGAUGCAAGCAAACUGUCCCUUUGUGGGGAGGAGAGCUUCGGAACAGGUUCUGACCACAUCCGCGAGAAGGACGGACUCUGGGCUGUCCUUGCUUGGCUCUCCAUCCUCGCCACCCGCAAGCAGAGUGUGGAGGACAUUCUCAAAGAUCACUGGCAAAAGUAUGGCCGGAAUUUCUUCACCAGGUACGAUUACGAAGAGGUGGAAGCUGAGGGUGCAAACAAAAUGAUGAAGGAAUUGGAGGCUCUGAUCUCUGACCGCUCCUUCGUGGGGAAACAGUUCCCAGUGGGUGAUAAAGUUUACACUGUGGAGAAAAUUGAUAACUUUGAAUACAGUGAUCCUGUGGACGGAAGCAUUUCAAGAAAUCAGGGCUUGCGGGUCAUUUUCGCAGAUGGUUCUCGCAUCAUCUUUCGACUGAGCGGCACUGGGAGUGCGGGCGCCACCAUCCGACUGUACAUCGACAGCUAUGAGAAGGACCUCACCAAGAUCUACCAGGACCCCCAGGUCAUGUUGGCCCCCCUUAUUUCCAUCGCUCUGAAGAUGUCUCAGCUCCAGGAAAGGACGGGUCGCACCGCACCCACUGUUAUCACCUAAGAAGACAGGCCGGAUGUGGUACGUCCCUCUGCCCCAGGACCCUCCGCGUCAUCUGACUGAAGAGCAUGGACAGAAACGAAGUGUCUUCACCCAGGCUUUGUAGAACUCAGAGUUUCCACUCACCGGUUGUUGACAGAUGGUACAAUUCCAAGGCCCUGCCCACUGAUACGCCUGUAAGUGCCACGUGGGAAAGAGAAAAACAGGACCCAGGGGCUGACAGGAACGACUGUCCAUUCCUUUUUGCUCCUUUCUGUGUCCUUACACCUUGCGGCUGCGUGGGUAUUUGUCUCCUUAGCACCCAGUCCUGUUUCCACUACAGUGUAGGAUGGAGACCGGGCAUCGGCUCCUGAGGCCAGUUUCCACCCUCAGGAUCUGCCCGUGAAAUGACAGCACACGUUCCUUUCUUCCUGGUGAAACUCUCCCCCCAUUUAUUGUUUACAUGUCAUCCGGCAAAAUGCGGUUUCUGGUGCCUUCUCUCCAAUCAGUUCUUUCCUCAGAGUGAGACGUACUCGUCUGCAGAUUUCUGCCUUGUUUUGCGAUGUAAUCCCAUUCACACAAAGAUUUGGGAUAUUAAAGCAAAAUAAGCUACCA